Molecule: messenger RNA, 7417 nt
Organism: Xenopus laevis (African clawed frog)
Lineage: Eukaryota; Metazoa; Chordata; Amphibia; Anura; Pipidae
Gene: jund.2.L
Product: transcription factor jun-D
Exons: 2
Coding region: 1164-2474 (436 amino acids)
Source: RefSeq, a predicted model, not a curated record
GGUCAGUCCCACAGUUUAGAUUCGCUACACUAUAUAACAAGGGUGCAUCAGAAUGAUGCUCAGUGUUUUACUUUGCAGAUCAUGUGCAUGUCGCUUUAGGAAGACACACUAGUAACAGCUCAAGGGGUCCUAGCAAUGAAUAUAGAUUAGGGAAGCUUUAAGUUACAGGAGUAUUCGCACGAUCAGUGAGAGGCAGGGGAGGUAGUAACUACACUGAGGAAAGGAUGCUACCAAUGCCAUACAGGUCAAGAUGUAUUGUGGUACAUUCCAGUGGUGCUAAUGGGAGGGCAGCAGGUGCUAAACUAAGUGAAACGAAUGGGAGGCAGAGCUGAAAUCUGUUGCGUUGCCUUUUGCUGCUGCUGCUGUCAGCACUAGUGAGCGAGUGUCAGGCAGAGAGAGGGGGAGCUAGAGGUGGCUCGGUGCCCGUAUGUGCCAUUCUGUACACUAACCGUACCACUGGGAGUAUAUAGGAAACCCGCGGACAAAGAGCAAGCCAAUCAAUAUAUCUAUAUACACAUAUAUAUGACAAUACGCCGAGGCAGCAGCAGUAGCAAUGGUGGUUUUAGCGCGACUAAAGGAGGAGCCAGAAGACGUUUGACAUCAGCUCUGUUGGAGGAGUUUCAGGAAAUGCAAGAAAGCCAGCCGCAGGGAGGGACACAGACUUCUCAUACCUUGGCGAAUGGAAGAAGGCAGCGAUUUAGCCGCAUUUGCUAAGUAACGACAUGAAAACCCCAAGUGCAGCUGCUGUUCUUUGACACCAAAAAAAAAAAAUCCGCAGAAACAAGCGACAACUUAUUCAAAUGAGCGAAGAGCGGGAAGCGGUAGCCGAGCUGUUCAUCUUCUUGUUCUGAGAGGCACCGGGUCCCUUCAGCUGUGCCUGGCGCUUCCCUACCAGUGUUCCGUCACACUGACACGAGGCAUCUGCACGUCCAUCCCACGGCGCUGCGGGGUGAAGCCACAUAAGGAACAGACAGCUUUUUUUUGUGUUUUCCUGUUUGGUGGAAGGUGCUAUAUACUCCUAUCUCUGUAUAUUAUUACACAUAAGGAACAGACAGCUGGCUCUGUAAUAUUGUUGCACUUGACAUCUGUGCCGACCUCUGUUGUCAGGCAAAUCCCGUUGUACAUUCCGACUACUUGAACCCUUCGCCAAGUAGGAGAACACUAUGAUGAUGACCAGCACUGACCAUGUCAAGCUCGAGCCCCCCUUCUACCACGAGGAUGCCCUCCACCUGCACGACUUUGCCCACAUGGCGGGUUACAGCGCCGGCGGCUCUCCCGGCAGUAGCGCAAGCGCAGGGCAACAGCAGGGGGCACACCGAGAGGCCGGAGUCAGGUACCAGGAGCACAAGCUGAUGGGUGCCAACAUCAUUAUUCAGGGAAGCAACCUGAAGAAGAAAAAUAUGGCUGCGGUAUCUCCCGCAGUGAUCCAGCAAGGCUUCCCCGGAGAGGUGCUCAAGUUGAUGCCAGGGAGCGGGGAGACAGCGGUGGGGAAUAACCCAGUGGCAGCUGUGGGGGAAGGAGGAGCUGGAGUCGUCGCUGUGCCGAAUGCGGCCGCGGGGAGCACUAGUAACAGCAACUCGAACGGCGCGGAUGUGUCUCUCCUGUCUGGUAGCGCCGCGGCCUCCUCCGCUGCCCUUAACCUGCUCAAACUUUCCCCGCCCGAGAUAGAGCAGCUCCUUAUCCAGGCAACCAGCGCCGCCAGUACUGAUCCCUCGGCAAUCCAGAUCCCCCCUUUCUUGUACCGGAGUCAGCCGGUUAUUACCCAGGAGCAGGAAGGAUUCGCGGACGGGUUCGUGAAGGCCCUGGCCGACUUGCACAAACAGAACCAGCUACUCGGUGCGCCUAUCUCCCCGACUGCCCUGGCUGCCGGAUCUCCCUCCUACCCGGUGGCGCGGACUCUGCUCCCGGCCGGGGAGGUGCCCGUCUACACCAACCUCAGCAGCUUCAACCCGGCGAGCGCGCAGCUCAGCCCCCCUAUCCCCCAGCCGGCUCCAUAUAGCGGUAACCAGUCCCCCGGUGCCGUGCAGCUGCAGUUUCCAGGGCUGGGCCGCCUACACGCAGGGAGAGGUCCUUUAGAUGAACCCCAGACUGUCCCAGACGUGUCACAGGCCGGAGCAUCUCAAUCUGGGGGAUCCGCAGGGGGGACCGGGGAAUCUGGUUCCCCUCUUACACUCUCCCCCAUCGAUCUGGAAACCCAGGAGCGGAUCAAAGCGGAGAGGAAGCGGCUGAGAAACCGAAUCGCCGCCUCCAAAUGCCGCAAGAGAAAGCUGGAGCGUAUCGCCAGGCUGGAGGAGAAGGUGAAAGUGCUCAAGUCGCAAAACUCGGACUUGGCCUCCACCGCCAGCCUCCUGAGGGAACAAGUGUCCCAACUCAAGCAGAAAGUCCUGAGCCAUGUGACAAACGGCUGCCAGAUAGCGGUCUCCAAAUCUACCCCAGGGGCUAAAGGUGCGGCGGGAGAGAGUCAGGGCUGCUGAGCAACAGGAACUCACUGUCAAAUAAUAGCUGUUAGCUCAGCCAAUCAGCAAAGCGCCUAGUCUCUGAGAUCCAUGUCACCUCAUGAACUGUGCUAAGUACUGCUUUCCAGGGCCCAGUAAUGGCGGCCAUUACCAUAACAGAGGAAAAAAGACUCUUUAUACCGUUUUACUUCCCAUAAACACAUGGGAUAUACGUUCUUUUCUCAAAUUCAAGGUCACCCUCCAGAUGUCGGGCUACACCUCCCAGCCUUCAGGAGAGAUUGGCAGUGCAUGCUGGGAGCUGUAGUACAGCAAUAAGGGGGGCUGGAUAGGUUAGACAUCCUUGGGCUCAUGGCUUGAAAAGCUGGAGGAACAAAUAAGCUAUAUUCAGAAUGAAGACCCACCCAAAUGUAUAAGGGAGCAAUGGCACCCAACCAGUAUUUGUGUAUGGAAGCACAAGUCACAGUGCAAGUAAUGGUUUCCUCAUAAUAAAGCUGAAGAGAAAAUGUUGUUUACUUGAGGUCUGGAUUCGUGACACACACCAGCCUUUACAUGUUCACAGUGGGGCUCCAUUUCCAAAUGGUUGUGUUGUUUUGUAACAAAGCAAAAUGCCUAGAAGGAUAUAAAAAUGGAUUAGGAUCUCCCAAGUUGGCCUCUGAGAACCACAUUACACAGCCCCUCCCUUCUAUCCAGACACAUGAACUGGCUGGACCUGUUUUGGUUUUCAGGCUCCUGAAGAAAGGAUACCCAGCCCAAAAUUAGAGAACUGCACCGAGGCCUCCCUGUUCAAGUGGCAAAAAGCCAAAUGCUUUAGGUGUAGUUGUGCAGGAGGGAGGAUUGCUCAGUUUAAGGCCUGGGUGUGUUACUGGAAAAUGGAAUGUAAAUAGAAAUCUAACUUAUGCAAGACUUUAUUUAAUACUGCUUGUGCCAAAAGGUUAUUUUUUAAUUUAAUCAGCAGGUAUUUGGAGAACUGUUUGUUCAGACCUUGCAGUACAUUACACACUGCCAUUUGUAUCAGCCACUCUGAGGUGAACAAUGUCGUUUUGCUCUUGUGGGAAAUCUGUUUGUUUUGGGGGAUAGUUAUUGACCGGCUCCCAACACCCAAUAUCCCCUUGCAUUUUUACAGGGAUGAGAUUGUACAGUUGCGGGUGUCUGUUUAUUCUACUUAUUUUAUGUCUGGUUAAACUUCACUUCCUGUCCUGCUAAAAUGUCUCACUGCAAGGUUAAAGGGGCAAUAUACACCCCUGUUCAAAAUGAGCCCAAUAAAUUGGGCCUAGGUUAAAAAUGAAAUAUGCUUAUUGUUUGAAUUUAAGCAAAUCUGUGAUUUAUUGAAUUGAUAGAUGCAGAACAGUGACAUUGAAAACAAUCGGAGGAGGAGCAGAAUGACCCUUCCCAUUUACACAGCCUAUAAUGAACUCCUCUUUAUCUGUAAGCCUGAGACACAAGCAGCAAUUAGAGGGAAUGAAAUGUAGUGUGUUUAUAGGGUUCUUUACAUAAAUGGGGGGGGGGUUAAGAGCAACAGUUAAAAAAAAAAGAUUUUUCUAAAGAUUCGGCAGAGCACAUUUUUAAUACAGGCCUGUUUGGCUUAGGCUGAGAAAUUGUCUAUAUUGAACCUUCAAAAUGCUCAGUAAGGUAAUAUCCUUAUUAUCUUAAAAUGGUUUGACACUGGUAUUUAUUAAGGAUGCGCUGACGACAAAACAUUUGCAAAUCAUUUCUCUGGCAUACAGUUAGUGUGUUUGUAAAUAUUUAAAGUACUUGGAUGAAAAACACUCCAAUUAGUGGCAACUCUUAUGUAACAUUCAGAGUGGUUUGUGCAGGGAAUCAAAACAAGCAGUGCAGACAUUUUAACACUGCUUAGAAGACAUUGGAAUAAGUUAAGCAAAUAGACCCUUUUUACUGUAUAUAAUAGACAAUGGUAUUACCUCAACACAUUUUGUUGUUUUUAAUGCACAUGUAAGAAUUGUUUAAGAUUUGACAACAGAGGUAAUUUCAGUGUGAAAUCCUUCAUGAAUUCUUAUUCAGCUAGAUUGUUUCAGGACGCUAGAUUUAACUGUUUAUGUAAGUGCUUAGACCGAAAUUCAUAUUUUAUUUAUUGCAGUCGGUCUUAAGAAACACAUCAAGUAUUACACUUGUUGAGAUUUAUUGCUAUUGCACUAAGUUCUAUAGUUUUGUAUACCAAGUGAUUUGUUAUUCUCUACGCAAACUAUUUCAUGUUUCUACGGUCAAUCUUGGGACCAUAACAAUGUUUUUUUUCUCCUCAAGAGUUAAAGAUGAGAGUAACAAUGUAAGGACUUAAAUAUACAGAAAACAACAGUGAAUUCAUAAAUGGUGUUUAACCCUCUAAGUGCUGGCAAAAGUCAGAUCUGUGGCACCAGCAUAAAAGUACCAUUUUCACAGAGUCUACAUAUUCUUGUUGCCUUUUGAUAUAAGCUGAUGUUUAUUGGCAGCAAGAUCAGUAGGAGCCUUCACUGAAGCCAGUAUCAGAAGAGAUAAAAGUUAUACGUAUAUCUAAAGAUGGCGGCCUGCAUUUGAGCACAAACGAGUGUUCCACCUUUUACAGAAGUGACAACCUUGACCCAACAGUUCAGUCGACCACAUUUAACAUAAUUCAUUCUAGGCAACCUUCUCAUAUACAAUAAUUGAAACAUUUUUUAAUGGUUUUAAAGUUCCAUGUUAAUGUACUUGGUAUUGAAAGCGGCAUCUGUCUGGCUGCUUCUGUUUCGGAUCUGACUCCUGAAACAAUACAGCACAGGCCAGCAGAAAAAGACCUUGAGCACAAAUCAUUUUUGCGACACUGUUUAGAGUGAGACUCGGAAAGAGAUAUGCAAACACUGCGUUCAACUGCAAUUACAUUUACUAAUAACUUUUCAUAACCAUUGUAAUGAGUGUAUACUGGAAAGUUGCUAAGAAUGAUGUUUUCUUUCAUUAUAUAAAAAGGAGUUUUUGGGUGGAGGUCGCCUUUAAAGGGGUUGUUCACCUUCCAAACACUUUUUCAGUUCAGUUGUUUAUCAGAUUGUUCACCAUAAAUAUACUUUAUUUCAAUAGCUUUCCAUUAUUUAUUUUUUUACAGUUUUUUGAAAAUCUAAGUUAAAAGUUUAAUGUCCCUGUCUCUGGUGUUUCAGUCUGGCAGCUCAGUAAUCCAGGAGCAGGAUCUAAUCCGUUACAAUUUUGCUAGAUUUAUUUGAUACAUAUUUCAGCAGCAUCUCUGGAGUAUUAGCAACUAUUGUAUCAACUCUAACAACUGCCUGUAAUGAAACUCAGGGAUUCUGCUCAGCAGGGACAAAGAUUACAAAUGUAUCCACUAAUGUAUCUAUUUAGAGUAGUUACAGAGUCUGCGACCCUCUCCUUCCAGAGCCGGUUUAAGUGAAAAAUUAAACUUUACACUUAAAUAUUUGAAAAAACAGGCACACAUAAUAAAUAGAAAGUAAUUGGAAAAAGUCUUUAUUUCUGGUGAACUAUCUGAAACCAACUGAACUGAAACUGAAUUGCUACAGAAUAGAACUUCCUAGAUCCAGAAAAUAGUGCGUAGACAUAUCUUUGGUAGACUGCCACAAACAUUAACCUUUCAAAUGUUUUUAUGGUAUAUAUUUAUUUUCAAAAUAUAAAUGUUGUAUUUUUGCUAGGAUUUGAUAAAUAUCUAUUAAACCGUAUAGUGGUUGAAGAUAAUAUUCAGUUUGCAAUUCACACAAAUUGCAAUUUGGAAUGCCCAUAGCAUGAAUGGAAUCUUUCUCACAUUAAGGCACUGAAAAAAGUGCCAGGAGAGGAACUCUGUGUUCAGUUACAAGGCAGUGUUUUAUGGUCUUGGUUUAAGCUGUUUUAUUUUGUUCCAGUCAUACUGUGGGCAUCAAUAUUUUUAUUUAUUUCUUAAAACUUGUAGAUUUUUGGAUGUCAAGUGAAACCUCUAUUUUUGUAUGAAAUCUAUACAGACUAAAGAGAGGCAGGUUAUACAGAGGAGCAAGGAGCCAUGAUACGCCUCUCACCUUCACUGUGUACAUUCCAGCUGGGGAUAAUAUUUGUGAAGUCUUAAUCACAAAUCAGAACCCUGUAAAAAAUGAAAUGUAAAGGGCUCACGACUUUCAGUUAUAGUUUGUAUUUUGUGUGUAAAAUAAAAAAUAGUUGUAAAAACAGUGGUGACCUUGAUGGAAUCACUGUAGUUGUGGGGUGGAAAGGAAGACCGGCAAAUUUAUUUUCCUUAACAACCAGACAUGUCUGAAUAUGAAACAAGUUUCAUCCUGACGACUUUAAUGUACCAACACAAAUAAAGGGAAGUUUAACUACAUUGUUAUAUAUUUCUUGCAUAACAGCGGGCUUUAGAAACAUUGUAUCUUUUCGAUGUUACGUGUGUUCAUUUUGUAAUUUAGUGCAAAAUGAUUUGUGAUUUCUUCUCCACCAGUUUUAAUUAUCGGUUUAAUUAUAUUUUGCUUAUGUCUUGGUGGAGACUUGAUGUAGUUGCUGCAAACGCUUGUUCGUAGUGAGAAAAAAAAACUUUCCGUGUGUAAAAUUGACCCUCAUGCACUUUUCUUAUUUGUAGUGACACAUUUGUAGAGCAAACUGUACUACAGUAAUGUCUUUUUAAUAUCAUACUCUACUGUAAAAAGAUUAUUUUCCUCUUAGUGGCUAGGAAUGUGUUGUGCUUGAAACCAGAAUAUUAUGAUGCACAAACAUACAACACAUGAAAUGAUGUUACUUAGACAUGUUAUUUGGAAUAAAUCCCCCAUAAAACGUAAAGUUUGUCUAGAAUGUUGUAGAUCUAUCAGAGCUAUUUCAUAGGAUCAGAGAUAUCUGCCUUGUGGAGGCAGCUUUGAAAGAUGCUGUAUUUUAAAUAUUUGGACAGAUUUUCCUGUAAAACAUGUAUUGGUUAAUAGUUUAGAAGGUACUUGUGCCUUUAUGCUAGAACCAUAAAGGCAAUGGGAUUUUAAAUUUCAGCUUGCAGUUUAUGUUUAGUAAAGUAUUCUCACAUAGUA